Molecule: messenger RNA, 1113 nt
Organism: Akanthomyces muscarius
Lineage: Eukaryota; Fungi; Ascomycota; Sordariomycetes; Hypocreales; Cordycipitaceae
Exons: 3
Coding region: 1-1113 (370 amino acids)
Source: RefSeq, a predicted model, not a curated record
AUGAGCGACGUCCGUCGUGAUUCAAUAAGCUUUGGAGAUCCAAACGCUCAUCCGCCUACUCCUCAACAGACUCCUACCACAGCCUCAUUCGCCAGUCCCGUCUUCGAGACACCCCGGCAGCCGCACGGUUCCUUCACCGACUUGGGUGGCUCGACACCUCGCUUCGCCGAGGAAUAUUCCGUCUUCAACGCCACACCUGGCAAUCUCAGAGGCUCACACGCACAGUUUCCUGAUUUUGUUCCGCCUACGCCCGCUAGCUCUCACAAACGACUGCUCUCCGCCGAAGGCUUUGCCCUCGAAAUUGCAACCCAUGCCAACCACUUUUCGCCGAACCCGAAUUUGCCACCUGUCGACCCUUCGAAACGACUCGCUUCCUCCCCGAGCUUGAACAACUCUAGAACCUUCGCACGAGAAACUACUCCCGCCUCAAGCCCCUCUUUGAAUAAGGCCAGGUCUGCCAAAAAGCUUCGCCGAGGCACCAUUACCAAAGACCCAGAGGCCUUGAUUUCUCCACCACCCACCGCCCACAAGGGAGAGCAGAAGCUCGUCCCGAAGCUCAAUAUGCAGUAUGAACAGUCAUUUCACCAACCAGACUUUACCGAGGUGUCUCAGUCCCACGAUGUAACCGCACUCAUGGCCAGUUCGGGCGACUUGUUCUCCUAUCCUCUGUCCGCGCCCGCCGGUGCUUCCACCAACUUUUGGGAUCCUCAAGCUUCCAUGGGUAUGGAUAUUGAUUUCAAUGCGGCAGCCCAAGGCAUGUUUCCCUCGUCUAGUGCUGGCCACCGGCAAACUGGCUCAUUCGACUGGAACAACGAUAUUCAGCUUUUUCAGGACCCCAACAUGGUGCCGCCGUCAUCAAAUCAGGAGAACGUCCAACCCCAGCAGGGUGGAAGUAUGGCAAUGAACCAGUUUCAACAGCUCGGUGAUCCUUUCACAAUGAUGAAUGCAGGCGAAAUAAUCGACCCUAGCCUCAUGAUGGCCCAAACUGGAGCCAUGUCCAGCCUUGCUGGUAUGGAGCAGCCCAUGCCUGCUCCCGUCGCCCCAAAGGGAAAGACCACCGCGAGACCUGAUCCGCCCAAUGGCAAGACCGAAUGGAAGAGUAUCGCCUGUUAA